Parasteatoda tepidariorum (common house spider) is the source of this 1100-nucleotide messenger RNA. RefSeq names its product U11/U12 small nuclear ribonucleoprotein 35 kDa protein. NCBI's taxonomy places the organism in Eukaryota, Metazoa, Arthropoda, Arachnida, Araneae, Theridiidae. The record is from RefSeq and is a predicted model, not a curated record. Gene Ontology annotation, cellular component: precatalytic spliceosome. Gene Ontology annotation, biological process: mRNA splicing, via spliceosome. Gene Ontology annotation, molecular function: snRNA binding; mRNA binding.
CGGUUUGUGUAAUUAUGGGAUUAUUUUUGAUUUUGAACUAGAAAAAUAAAGAAAUUAUUCUAGCCCAAUGUUUGUUGACUUAGAUAAAAUAUAAUAUUUCUAAGAUGUUAUUGUUACUAAUUUUUUAUUAAUGUAAUUCUAUAAUGCUCAACAUUUUCUUAUUUAAUGCAUCAAAUAUUUUUAGAAAACAUUUUUGUUUAUAGUCUUGCAUACACUUUCCUACAAAAAUAUUGGUCUUUUAAUGUCUUACAAUAAUUCAGGAUGAGUUCAACUUGGGAAGCUGUGCCCCGUUUUUACAAUCCUUUAAAAGCCGGUAGUAUUGAUGGUACCGACAACAUUCCUCAUGAUCAUGGUGUUGUUCGAGCCAUGCAAGCAGAGUAUAAACCAAACAAAUUGGUUGUUGGCCAUCCAAAAGCUACUGUAUUUGUUGGAAGAUUGAAUCCUAAAACUGAUGAAAGUACACUGAAAAGAAUGUUUUCUCGGUGUGGCGAUAUUAAAAGGUUCAGGUUGAUUCGUGAUAUAGUCACAGGUUUUUCAAAAGGCUAUGGAUUUAUAGAAUAUUAUGACAAAUACGAUGCUAUUAAAGCCGUGAGAGACUUCGAUCAUACCAUCGUUGAUGACAAAGAAAUUCUAGUGGAUUUAGAGUGUGAAAGAGUACUUACUGGAUGGAUACCUCGCAGAUUAGGUGGAGGACUGAGUGGGAAAAAGGAGUCAGGUCAGCUGAGAUUUGGUGGCAAAGAGCGUCCAUUUAAGAAGCCAAUUUUACCUUUCAACUUGCAAGAUAAGAGAAAAUAUUCAGAUAGACAUUCAUCAAGAGAUUCAUCUGAUAGACAUAGCUCCUACAGGAAAAACAAACAUUAUUAUUAAAUUCAAAGAACAUUGAAGAUGGUUUUGUUAUUGAAUGAGAAAGAAAAUUAGGCUGCUAUGUUUAUUUUUCUAUGGUUUAAAUGAAUUUAUGAGGAAAUGUGAAGGUAACUUCAGUGGUUACUUACUAAAAACGUCACAAAAAUUGUGCCAAGCGUCACAAACAUUUAUUUCUAACUCUGGCCUCUUGAGUUUACCAAAUCUGAAAUAAAAAAUAAAAUGUAUUUUGUAAUAAA